Molecule: messenger RNA, 2565 nt
Organism: Lodderomyces orthopsilosis Co 90-125
Lineage: Eukaryota; Fungi; Ascomycota; Pichiomycetes; Serinales; Debaryomycetaceae
Gene: MNN1
Product: Mnn1p
Exons: 1
Coding region: 1-2565 (854 amino acids)
Biological process (GO): protein O-linked glycosylation
Cellular component (GO): Golgi apparatus
Molecular function (GO): alpha-1,3-mannosyltransferase activity
Source: RefSeq, a predicted model, not a curated record
AUGAUCAAGAUACUGACGAGGUCAAGGAAAAAAAUCACAGUUUAUUAUGCGUCAGUAGCAUUAUGGGCACUAUUAAUUCUCACAUGGUAUCACUACAACUACAAGUCUGAAAAUAUAGUCAACCACUCUAUAUACGACAUAUAUGAUGAGCAUUACAAUCAAUCACCCAAGCUUAACCAUCGACCAUCAACUCUGAAACUUUUUGGAACAUCCAACAAUGUAAAUAACCCAUCACUUCCCAACACAGCCACAGAAUCCGAUUCACUCGUGGAAGACGAUGAUGGAUUUCCUGAUUUCAAAAACACAACCAUAUAUCAAUCAUUACUUGAUGAUUACAAUAUUUCAAAGGAGAUAGAUUUCCAUUCUACUGUAUAUGACUCAAUUUUUCAACAACAUUCACUAGAUUCAGUAUUGGGUAAUUUGAACUUCAAACAACGAUGUGAUUUAUACUUUAAGCACAUUUUCUUGAAUAAUCCAAAUUGGAUAUUUGAUCCUAAUGAAAACUACAACGUGGUUUGGGGUGGACCGUUUCUGGAAUAUAAAAGGAUGCAUAAGGAGGAGUUAGAGAGGGAAUAUGAAAAAUUAUUAAAAUUGAAAGAACAGGAAAUAGUUGAACCUCCCAAAGAACCAAGUGAGAUUGAAUUGCACUUAAAGUUGCAGAAACUCCAACGAAUAGAACAUCAAAAAGAACAAGCUUUGAAAAAACCUAACGCUCAGCAGAGGCACAACCAAAAUGUGCCAUCACUACAAAAAGGACAAAAUGGACCCGUCAGCAACCAAUUGAACUCAAGAGAAGUACCAUUUGAAAAUUCUCCCGAUUACAAAGAAUUUCAACGAGCUUCAUACAUAAAAUGGAAAUCUCACGAAAUGGAUCAAAAAAUCGUUGACAAUGUAAGCAUUCUAAGGUUAUACAACAAGUGUUACAUCACCAAUGACGAGCCAAAACAACAAAAACUGACAACGAAAUUCAUCAAGGAACAAAAAUUACUAAUACGGCAAAUUGAUGAUGAAGUUACUCAACUUCCUAAAUUUACCCCCUCAGAUCAAGAAAAACGGAUUGCUGAUGUUGAAUUUAGUGAAGUUUUCCAACGUCGGGUAUAUCCUUGGCUUUCUUUUGAAUUACCAGUGUUUGAACGAUGGACUGGUGAUAUUUCCAAUUUGCCACCAAAUUAUCGAGAAAUACUCAAUGACCCAACUCAACCAUUGGCUAAAUCGUCUAAACAAUCGAACAAUUUUCUUCGAAAUUUCAAAAGCUCAUGUCAAGGCAAAGGUAUUGUUUUAUCCAUAGCUGAUAAACAUGUUGAUUAUACAGUCAGUUUAAUCCAUUUACUUCGUGCAUUGAAUAACAAACUACCUAUUCAAAUUGUUUAUUUUGAUAACUUGAGUGAUGAUACAAAGACAAAAAUAGUCACUGCUGCUCGUGAAGAUUUCUCCCAUUUACCUCAAUCAUAUUACAAGAUUUCUCACUUGUUUCCCUCGGAUUACCUUGAUCCAAGUUCAAAGGGGUUACCUAAACAGGAAGUAUGGUUCGUCAACACUGCAAGUGUGAUCAAUGAGCGAUACAAGAUGAAAUUUGGUGGAUUUGCAAACAAGUUGCUAGCGACUUUUUUCAACUCGUUCAAUGAAAUGAUGGUUAUUGAUGCUGAUACAGUAAUGAUGCAAAACCCUAAAGAAUAUUUCGAACUUCAAGGAUACAAAGAUACAGGAACAUUCUUUUUCCGUGAUCGUGCAGUUAUACAAAACAGGGCAUUACUGGACGGUCAGUUUUUCAAAAAAAUUUCUCAAUCAACCAUUGAUUCAAUCAUGUUUGAUGUACCUUUACUUACUGAUUUCACACUACGUCGUGAUUAUUUUCGUGGAUUAUUGCAUACAAUGGAAUCAGGAAUGGUUCUUAUUAAUCGUCAGCUACAUUUCAAUUCCAUUCUUAUGAUUGUUCAUAUGAAUUUUAUGCAUCCCUUAAAGCGUCUUUCUUAUGGAGAUAAAGAGCUCUAUUGGCUUGGUUUUGCUCUUGCUGGUGAUGAAAAUUAUCAUUUCAAUAAACAUGGAGCAGCAGCAAUUGGACAAAUGACUGAUCCACAUGAACGUUUACGACCAGAUGGAUCCAUACACAACUCAAAAGAAUUGUGUUCACCCCAUCCUGGUCACAUUAGUGAAGAAAAUAAUCAUACUUUACUAUGGAUCAAUUCAGGAUUUCGAUUCUGUCAUCAAGCACCCAUGGUCAAUUUCGCCAAAGAAGUUACGUUAGGAACGAGAUUGAAAUUCCUCCCGCAAACAAUUGAAGCAUUCAAGACAUUCUACUAUAGUCCCCUUAGAAUUAAAACGGCAAUUGUACCUCCGCAAGAUCCCGAAAUUCAUCAUCGAAGAAAUAUUCAAGAUGAACCUACUCAUGGAUGGUUUAUGGAUCAACAUUAUUGUCAUAAGUAUCUUUGGUGUGCAUAUCUGGCAAUUGGUGGGAAAGUUAAUGAAUACGAAGAUAACACUUUGCAAGGGUUGGUUAUCGAGUAUAGUUCAAAAGAAAGGGCAAUAUUUGAUUAUUUGGGUGAUAUUUGGAUAGGGAUGGAAUAA